Messenger RNA from Symbiodinium pilosum, 228 nucleotides. Lineage: Eukaryota; Dinophyceae; Suessiales; Symbiodiniaceae. The record is from the annotation of a GenBank genome assembly.
AUGGCAAUGGAUUCCGCAGCCGCAAUGAUGUCUGGUCGCCGGUGGCUUCACACGAUUCGGCAGCCCUCCGAAUUCACAACGGUCCGCGUCAAAGCCACGGUGACCGAGCCUGAGGAGGGUGCCGUGCAGCAAGGCUCCACAGGCAGCAGCUGGUCCAGCACGGACACUGACAGCGAGGUCAAGCUGAACCGUGUCCAGCUGCGAAUGGCCAAGAUGGAAGCCUCCCAG